Eufriesea mexicana is the source of this 3623-nucleotide messenger RNA. RefSeq names its product cell division cycle and apoptosis regulator protein 1. The record is from RefSeq and is a predicted model, not a curated record. The coding region runs from base 90 to 3623 and encodes 1177 amino acids. Gene Ontology annotation, cellular component: nucleus. Lineage: Eukaryota; Metazoa; Arthropoda; Insecta; Hymenoptera; Apidae. The transcript has 15 exons. Gene Ontology annotation, biological process: regulation of DNA-templated transcription.
GAUGGCGCCCAAAUGAAGGACGCUCAAUUGAGAGUAGUGGAGAUCCUGUUAAAUUGGUAUUGUUAAUAAUAUCACAUAUUUUUUAGGAAAUGAGUAAUCUUUCACCAUUUGGAGGUGGUAAAAAUCCACCGUGGGUUCGUAAUGCAGGACAAGGAAUUCAAAAUAUUCAACAACAAAUGUUAGGUCAAGCAAUGGGUAGCAUAGGUGGACAACCUAUGGUUCAAUACCAACAACAAACCCAACAAGUUUAUCAACAAAGUUUAGGAUUACAACAGCCUAAUAUAACGAUGGCUUCAAUGGCAACACUUGGAUCUAACUUACCAUCGGGUAUAGCUGGCCAAUUAUAUCCACAAGUUGCUACUGUUUCUUAUCCACCACCAAGAGCAUUAAAUACAAAUGCAUUUCAACCUUCUGUUGCUGGUGUACCACAACAAGUGCAACAAAAUGUACCUUCGUCUUCUACCAAACAAAGAGUAUUUACUGGCACAGUUACACAAGUAUAUGACAAUUUUGGUUUUGUAGAUGAAGAUGUAUUCUUUCAAACAAAUGCGUGUGUUAAAGGAUCUAAUCCAGUUGUGGGUGAUCGAGUACUAGUGGAAGCAUCAUAUAAUCCAUCCAUGCCAUUUAAAUGGAGUGCCACUAGGAUACAAGUACUUCCUAUGGGAAAUAAUAAUAAUAGUGCUAGUACACAACAAAGUAAUCAAACAACUCGUCAACAACAGCAAUCACAGCCACAACAAAGUCGAACUUCAGGAACAUAUAAUGCUGUCCCUCCACCUGCUGAGAAUGCUAAUAAUAGAUUUACAACUAGUGCAACAAGUGCUAAUACAGCUAGUAAUCGAAACAAAGUUGGAAGAGUAAGAGAAAGAUCUCCACGAGAACGAAAAAACGAAGAAGAAGAAAUUGAAAGAAAGAGACGUCGCGAAGAAAGAAUUAGAGAACGUGAAAAAAAAGAAGAACGUAGUCCGUCGAGAACUAGGAGAAGCAAAUCUCCAAGACCAAGACGACGUACUAGAGUUGUACCGCGUUACAUGGUACAGAUACCAAAAAUAGCUCUUGAUUUACCCGAAGCAGAUGUACUCGAAAUAAGAAGACGUUAUCAAAAUAUGUAUAUUCCCAGUGAUUUUUUUUCUACCAAUUUCCGAUGGGUUGACGCUUUUCCACCACAUAUGCCAUUUGCUCUUAAUAAGCCAUGCUCUUUCCAUGUUACUCAUAAAGACGUUGAUCCUUGCACUGAAAAUACAGCAGUACUAGAACCUUCAGAUGCUGAUUAUCUUUUUUCUGCUAAGGUUAUGCUGAUAUCUAUGCCUGCCAUGGAAGAAAUUUAUAAACGGUGUUGUGGUGUAUCCGAAGAUAGAGAUCCAGAUCGCGAUUAUGUACAUCCUACGCGUUUAAUAAAUUUCUUGGUAGGCUUACGAGGUAAAAACGAAACAAUGGCAAUUGGUGGACCAUGGAGUCCUUCUUUGGAUGGUCCUAAUCCUGAAAAGGACCCAUCGGUAUUGAUUAGAACUGCAGUAAGGACCUGCAAAGCGCUCACGGGAAUAGAUCUGUCCAGCUGCACUCAGUGGUAUCGCUUCCUGGAACUCUACUACAGACGUGCAGAAACGACCCACAAGUCAGGGCGAGUGGUGCCCUCUCGCGUUGAAACCGUCAUACUAUUUCUCCCAGAUGUUUGGAGCUGUGUACCCACCAAAUUGGAAUGGGAUGGUCUGCAACUCAGCUAUAAGAAACAACUGGAGCGAAAAUUGCUGCGUGCUGCCUCUAGCCCCGACGAUUUGGAUGCUGCCAAUGACACUGAUGAGGCUGCCGUCGCUGAUCAAAAGGAUGAUCCAGUACCUGAGAAAAAGGAUCCUACUCAUUAUUCUGAAUUAGAUCCAAAGUCCAUGAACGUAAUCGAACUACGGCAAGAAUUAGCAGCUCGUAAUUUAAAUUGCAAAGGUCUGAAAUCACAAUUACUAGCAAGGAUUAUGAAAGCAGCAGCACUAGAACAAGCUAAGGAAGAAGGUCGACAGGACGACAUAGAAGAAAACGAAAAAGAUAUCUCACCUCCACCGAAGGAAGAAGAGGAUAAAAAGUUGAAAGAUAUUAAAGAUCAUGAUGAAGACAGAAGAAAACUUUGUGAACGUGAACGUGCUGCUCUUGAAAAACGAUAUACUUUACCCGAAUCAUCUCAUAUUAUUGUUCAUCCUUCCAGAAUGGCUAAAAGUGGGAAAUUUGAUUGCACUGUUAUGUCGUUGAGCGUUCUUUUAGAUUAUAGACCAGAAGAUACAAAGGAACAUUCGUUCGAGGUAUCAUUAUUUGCAGAACUUUUUAAUGAAAUGUUAAUGCGAGAUUUUGGAUUUCGAAUUUAUCGAGCAUUAUGUAGUCUUCCUGAGAAACCUAAAGAAAAAGAUGAUGAAAAGAAAAAGGAUAAAAAGGAUGAUAAAAGAGAUGAAAAAAAGGACGAUAAAAGAAAGGAUGAUGAGAAAAGAUGUAAUAGGAAAGAUGAAAGAAAGGAUGACAAAAGAAGAGAAGGAAGUAAAGAUAAGAAAGAUGAGAAAGAUGCAAAAAACAAAACGGAUGAUAGGGAUCGAGAAAAAGAAAAAAAUGAUGAUGACGAUGAUGACGAAGAAGACGAGUCUGAUGAUGAUGAUUCAAUUAAAGAUGGUAGGCGAGAUAGGGAAAAAGAUGGAAGAAAAAGGAAAAUAAAAUUGUAUACACAUGAUCCUUACCUCUUACUAUCGUUCGUCUAUUUCGAUCAAACUCACUGUGGUUAUAUAUUUGACAAAGAUAUAGAAGAACUUAUUUAUACUUUAGGACUAAAUUUAUCAAGAGCUCAAGUUCGUAAAUUAGUACAAAAGGUUGUAACAAGGGAUUCUUUACAUUAUCGUAAAUUAACAGAUAAAUCGAGGGAAGAUGACUUAAAGGAGGAAAAAAAAGAUGAAAAGGAUAUUGAUAAAUGUGAUUUUGCUAAGGUAGACGGCGAAGAAGAAAUAUUACGUUCAUUAGCACUUGGAAAUAAAAAAUUAUUACCUGUGUUUGUUGGAAGUGGACCGCUAUCAAAAAGAGCACGGAGAGAAGAUGCGUUUACAGAACAAUCUGAAGAAUCUAACAUACCAGAAGGUUUUGUUAUGUAUAAAGGCUCUUUAUUAGAUGUAGAGAAACUUGUUAGCCAAUUAAAAAGGUCAGAAAAAGCACGGUUAGACACAGAAGAACGUCUAAUGGAAUUACAACACGAAUUAUGUGUUGUAAACGACAAAUCAACAAAACAAACAAAUAGUAUUAAAGGUCUUUCUGAAGAUUUAAAAAUAUACAAAGAUAAAUUAAGAAAUACGGAUGAAAAACUUAAAAAAGUAUCGUCUGAAUGCCACACAUACCUUACAGCAGUAAAAAAUAUGUAUCAUAUAGCAGCAAAAAUGAUGCAAUCUGAUACAAGAAAAGUUGAAGUUGUAGAAAUACAAGAUGAAAAAGUUAGCGAAGUUAAUGGAUCAGAAAUUGAAACUAAAUUUAAAACGGACACAAGAUGGGGUGACAACAAAAUUCCAAUAAAAAAAGAAUUUACAGAAAUGGAGAAAGAAAAGAAAUGUGACAAUAAAGUCUCGAUUAAAAAAGAAAUCAUGGAAACAGAUAAAGAAAAAAAAUAA